CCACAGUUCUCCACACAUCCAAACUCCAAUAUUCCACACUUAUAAAGGAGAGAGGGAGAAAAUGAAGUGCAUUAGCGUCGUAAUCUCCCUAUUAGCUGCCAUUUUGAGUGCAGGCAUGACUCCGGUCUCCACCCAGACCCCAACGGCAUGCACAAGUUCCCUGAUUAGCAGCUUCACUCCUUGCCUAAAUUACCUCUUGGGAAGCACCAAUGGUGGCGGCACCCCGACCGCCGAGUGCUGCAAGUCUCUCGCCUCGCUCGUCAACAGCAGCACCGACUGCGCGUGCCUCAUACUGACAGGGAAUGUUCCCUUCAGCCUCCCCAUCAGCCGGACGCUCGCCAUCUCGCUUCCUCGCAUGUGUAGAUCGACGACGUCCUCCGUGCCCCUGGAAUGCAGAGGCACAGCGAUGCCACUUCCUGGUCCAGGCCCUGUCGCAUUUGCGCCUUCUCUUCCCCCUCUUCCUCCGAUGCAAUCUGAGCCACCAACAUCACCAUUGGAGCCGACAUCUCUGUCGCCAUCAUCACCAUUGGAGCCGACAUCUCUAUCACCAUCAUCGCCAUUGCAGCCAGCAUCUCCUCCGGCGGAGAUCGGGGAUGCUAACCAGGGGCAACGUCCAUUAGUGCUACCUAGCUCUGCCAUGAAGCCUUCUCAUAUCUUCUCAACAACCAUCUUACCACUGCUUGUAAUUGGAAUCAUGUUGUUCGAUAAGUUCUAAGGGGCGUAUGCGUGUGAUCAUCUGAUUCUUUUUUAUUUAUUAUGUUAGAGAAGAUUUAAAAGGUGAAGGAUUGAAAGGUCAUAAACUUAUUUGUUUAAUUGGGUUUUGCUCUUCCAAUUUAUUGAAAUAAUGUUAUUUGUUUAUCUGGUGAGAGAUUAUAUCUUCUUGUGGUUAAGAUUUUCUUCCCUUCUUAAUAUCAUUGUAAUAUUAGCACUAGUAGCGGAAGAAGAACAAUAUUUAUCAGGUCGUUGAAAUGCAUGCCCUCCACGCUUUGGAAAGAAAAGAACCAGCAAACGAAGUACGUUUCCAAGAAAGGGAAGAAAAACCAUGCUUCUACGUCGGCCUAGGUUGUCUAUUUGGGCUUUUGCAACUGCAACGGCUCCAGUGUACUAUUCGGCCUUUUAAACAAUGGUCUGGCUCGCUCUGGCAGCCCUAACUGUUGGCCAGAAAAAGAAGAGACUUGCGCCUUUUCGUGGGUUGGGUUUGUUGGAGAUAACCCUGACGAGUGUGUUUGCACGAAUCACGCGGAGGUGAGGCAGCGCCCACCGGCUUCACGGUGAGCUGACGUGUUGUCAAUUUAAAUCUGCAUGGUUUUGUUACGAGCGUUGGGACGACACGUUCGUUUGAAUGUUUUGUUACGUGCGUUGGGCACGAGGUAUAUUUUAAAUGUUAGUUGCAUGGAUUAAGGGACGACGUUGUUUUCGUCGUUUUGUUUUUA
Phoenix dactylifera (date palm) is the source of this 1433-nucleotide messenger RNA. Its product is annotated as non-specific lipid transfer protein GPI-anchored 21-like. The record is from RefSeq and is a predicted model, not a curated record. NCBI's taxonomy places the organism in Eukaryota, Viridiplantae, Streptophyta, Magnoliopsida, Arecales, Arecaceae.